UGCAGUUGCGUUCGAAUUGCAUGCAUGCGUACACCUACUAUUCAUUCGUGUAAUAUGGGCUAUGGAUGCUAUCUCUACUACUACCCCCACCCGAGACACUUGCGCCGGUUCCGUCGUAAUCUGAGCACAAUGAUCGACAGCUAACUUCACGACACUGAUGAGUAUUGUACAACAUACUCACAUACACAUAUACACACAUAUGUAGAUGUGCUUGUACAUAUGUAACUGUACAUAACUAAAAUUCAUAGUCGUGUUCGCACCUAGUUUUAUGGCAAUAUUUUUACCGAGCAGUGAGAGUAUAUUAGAAACUUUGAUAGAAUGAGCAACAAUUACGUAUUUAUAAUAUGGGGUUUCUUAAUGCAUUUAAUUAUUCUAUGGGGUGUACUCGAUGUAAAUUUUCAUUCACCUAUUGUACAAGACUUACCAAGCGUAGAGAUUUUGAAAAAUGCACCGGCCAAGAGAUUACUUUUAUUUGUGGCAGAUGGUUUAAGGUUCAGAACAUUUAUCGAGGCUCCGCCAAACUUCCUCAAAUAUGUGAUGUUAAAUAAAGGUGUUUGGGGUGUAUCACACACACGUGUGCCCACAGAGUCGAGACCAGGUAUUGUUGCAAUUUGUGCUGGUUUGUACGAAGAUCCCAGCGCGAUUUUUAAAGGUUGGAAGGAAAAUCCCGUUGACUUUGACUCUGUGUUUAAUCGAAGCCAUCUUUCAUGGGUAUGGGGAAGUCCUGACAUCGUACCUAUCUUUACGAAAGGUGCAAAAAAACAUAUACAAGGAGAGAGCUAUCCAGCCGAGUGGCAGGACUUUGACAUAAUGAAAGGUCAAAUUUGGCGUUUAGAUUCCUGGGUAUUUGACAAAUAUCUGAACUGGCUUCGGGAGGAAGCUCAUAAUGUAAAACAUUUGGAUCGUACUCUUUUUUUCCUUCAUCUUCUCGGUUGUGAUACUACGGGCCAUACAGCAAAGCCUCAUUCUAGAGAAUACACCGAUAACAUGAACUAUGUUGAUCGGAAAAUAGAAGAAGUUGUGCAAAUGACAGAAACUAUUUUUAAAGAUAAUGCCACAGCAUACAUUUUCACAGCUGAUCAUGGAAUGACCGAUUGGGGAUCACACGGAAGUGGUUCCACGGAUGAAACAGAAACACCAUUAAUUGCUUGGGGUGCUGGAAUUGACCAUUUCAAUUCCAGACAAGAUGUAGAACAAAUAGAUAUUGCAUCGCUGAUAUCUAAUUUGAUCGGCGCUCCCAUUCCUACUAAUAGCGAAGGUGUUUUGCCAUGGCAAUAUCUAAGCGCCACAAAUCUGGAAUAUACGAAUGAUGCUUUAUUAAAUAAUUUAAAACAAUUGUCUCAUCAAGUAAAAGCAAAUCGUGAAAUUAUUUGUGAAGACAGCAGAUUUACAGACCAAAGAGUGACACAAUUGUACAACAAAAUUAAUACUUUAGAGAAACAUCUUGGUACAAAAGAUUUAAGUAAAAGGUUUGAUGAAACAGUAGACACCAUUAAGCUAGCUAAAGAAUCGUUACUAUAUUUUCGUCAAUACCAAAGAACGCGAUUAUUAAUAUAUUUAUCCACAAUGUGGUUGGGAUGGAUAGUGCUAUUAUUUUCAAAAAUAGCUGGAACUGAACGACGUAUUAUCAAUCGUUUUAUUUUAUUAGUCGCAGAUAUUGCGUUUGUAUGCAUUUUAAUCACCAUAUUUCUUCUAUAUAAAGUUUCAGAUUGCAGAAAUUGGAGACCACCCUGUUAUGCAGCUGUAGCAGUAACUUCUCUUUGGUUAGCUGUUAGAAGCACAAUUCAAAAUUCAAUAAAUUUAAAAAUUGAAAAUGAUAGUCAAUCAUGGUCGAAAAUUGCAGGAAUAGUGAUAUUACUGGCAACAAUGUUUUUAGGACUAGCAUACAGAUCUGUUUUAACUGUGGGAAUGAUAUGCACCGCAGUUAUUCAGAAAGUAGUGUUGAAACGUACUCGGUAUUUGUUUUGGACAGCUUUAUCUCUAGCAGUUUUUCCAUUGUUACCUGUUGUAGAACCCUAUCCCCGCGUUUACAUUGUACUUUCCAGUAUAUGCAUUAUGAUCGUACUAGCAUUUUUUAAAUUGGGAUCACAUUCCAGAAUGGCAAUGGAAAUUUUACGACUAAUAAUUACAGGCUUGAUAUACUUUGGAUUCAUAGAUGGACGAAGUUGGAUGUCAUGGCUGCUUUUAUUCACAACGCCAUUAUAUAUUUGCACCGGUUCCACAGAAUUAAAAACUAGAAUGCAUGAAGUGGUUUUCGGCUUCUUCUGCCCGCUCGUAUUAUUGUCAGCAUCUUACGAACCCCUGUUUUUUAUACUGCUCGGAGUGCAUUUAUCUUGCUGGCCUCGAAAUAGCAUAUAUUCUAGUCAAGAUCACCGAAGAACUGAUUCAUCUAUAACAAUGGAAGAACUGUUGAAGGCAGCGAUCUUCAUGUUAUAUACAUUACUGAGUUUCUUUGGAACCGGUAAUAUGGCGAGUAUCAGUUCGUUCAACCCAUCCUGGACACGCCAUUUUGUCACAGUAUUCUCACCAUUCGUAAUGUUCUCGUUAAUACUUUUCAAAAUUAGCGUACCUUUAAUGCUGGUUGGAUGCACGAGUCACUUAUUGGGAUCGUCAAACAUCUUCUUAGCAGUGCUUCUGCUAGGAGAUUGCCUAUCAUUACCACUCGUAUAUUAUGUUACUCCUCAAGGAAGUUGGUUAGAUAUUGGUAGCGCUAUCAGUAGAUUUACAAUCGCGAUAUCUCUUCCAUGUCUUUUAUUAUUGUUCUAUUAUUUAUCAUAUCCACUUAUGACAUUUUCUUUUCAUAAAUUUAAACAUUCCCUGCUUUCAGAAAAAAAGCAUAUCGUGUAAACAAGAUGCAUACAGACAUGCAUAAAUGUUCUAACAUUUUGUUAUAUUUUUAAUAAGGUAACUUAAUGGCAAUCGGUAUCUUCUUUAUAGAGUAAUAUAACCCUUGGCAAAAAAUAUUCCAAUACCUUUUAAAGCGCAAUAACUUUUUUAAAACUGGACUAAAUAAUUUGAAUUUUUGUAAAUGAUAAAGGGACUUAGUAAAUUCGGUAUGGGUAGUCUCGUCUCGGUAAUGUGUAUUUUUUCUCUCCGUCAAAAUAAAACAUUUUCAUUCUUAUAUAUAA
Molecule: messenger RNA, 3128 nt
Organism: Megalopta genalis
Lineage: Eukaryota; Metazoa; Arthropoda; Insecta; Hymenoptera; Halictidae
Product: Phosphatidylinositol glycan anchor biosynthesis class N
Biological process (GO): GPI anchor biosynthetic process
Cellular component (GO): endoplasmic reticulum membrane
Molecular function (GO): mannose-ethanolamine phosphotransferase activity
Source: RefSeq, a predicted model, not a curated record